CGGCGGGCGGCGGGAAGGAGAGCAGCGGCAGCGUGACACCAGUGAUUCCAGAGAGGAUGUUAUUGUGUCACUGUUAUCAUCACUGUCCUGAAGACUCCACCAACAACACCUGCAGGACUGAUGGUUACUGCUUCACUAUGGUGGAGGAAGAGGAGGGCGGCUCUCUGGUGCUCACGUCCGGCUGCCUGGGGUCAGUGGGCUCAGAGUUUCAGUGCAGGGACACUGGGAACGCUCGUCUGAGGAGGAUCCUGGAAUGCUGCACGGAUCAGGAUUUCUGUAACCGAGACCUCCAUCCGACGCUGCCUCCACUCAAGAGACCCGAUCAGGACAGCAGAAUUCAUCACACGGCUCUGUUCACCUCCGUGAGCAUCUGCUGCGUCAUGCUGAUCUUCAUCAUCAUAUACUGCUAUCACAGGUAUAACCGUCAGGGGACACGGGCGCGCUACAGCAUGGGUCUGGAGCAGGACGAGAGCUUCAUUCCCGCCGGAGAAUCUCUGAAGGAUCUGAUUGAACAGUCUCAGAGCUCCGGCAGCGGAUCAGGACUCCCUCUGCUGGUGCAGCGAACCAUCGCCAAACAGAUCCAGAUGGUGAAGCAGAUCGGGAAGGGCCGUUACGGCGAGGUGUGGAUGGGCCGCUGGAGGGGCGAACGGGUCGCCGUCAAGGUCUUCUUCACCACAGAAGAGGCCAGCUGGUUCAGAGAGACCGAGAUCUACCAGACCGUCCUGAUGAGACACGAGAACAUCCUCGGUUUCAUCGCAGCGGAUAUCAAGGGCACGGGCUCGUGGACGCAGCUGUAUCUGAUCACGGACUAUCACGAGAACGGCUCGCUGUACGACUACCUGAAAUCCACCACACUGGACAGCAAAGCGCUGCUGCGGCUGGCGUACUCCGCCGUCUCCGGCCUCUGCCACCUGCACACCGAGAUCUUCGGCACACAGGGCAAACCGGCCAUCGCUCACCGAGACCUGAAGAGCAAAAACAUCCUGGUGAAGAAGAACGGCACCUGCUGCAUCGCUGACCUCGGGCUCGCUGUCAAAUUCAUCAGUGACACUAAUGAAGUGGACAUCCCGCCCAACACGCGGGUCGGCACCAAACGCUACAUGCCUCCGGAGGUGCUGGACGAGAGCCUGAACCGCUGUCAUUUCCAGUCCUACAUCAUGGCAGACAUGUACAGCUUUGGCCUGAUCCUGUGGGAGAUGGCCAGGAGAUGUGUGUCCGGCGGGAUCGUGGAGGAGUAUCAGCUGCCGUAUCACGAGCUGGUGCCGACGGACCCAUCCUACGAGGACAUGAGGGAGGUGGUGUGCAUCAAGAGACAGAGACCUUCGUUUGCGAACCGCUGGAGCAGCGAUGAGUGUCUGCGGCUGAUGGGCAAACUGAUGACCGAAUGCUGGGCUCACAAUCCCGCGUCCCGUCUGACCGCCCUGCGGGUGAAGAAGACACUCGCCAAGAUGUCCGAGUCUCAGGACAUCAAACUGUGAGCCGAAAGUCACUCCGUCCCGAGAGUCUGGGAAGAAAGAACGGCUUUAUCCUGCUUUCUGUGAAAGUUCACUCAAGCCGCUCGCCCUGCAGGCCAUCACGGGUCACACACCUUCAGAUAAACUCUGACCGUCACUCCAUCCAGCAUCAUCAAACCAUAAACACUGUUCAAUCUGCAACUCAAACUCUCAACUAAACCAUUCAAUGAACUUUGACCCACCCAACAUUAACAAACAAAGCUUUUUCCUCACGUUCUCCAGAAGACAAACAGAAAUGACGGCCAGGUUUUCACGCUGUAGAAAUACGUCCUUGUAAAAUAUGAUUGUAUAUACUGAAUGUCAUGAGUUAUAGAAAGAUGUUUUCUUGCAUUACAAGAACGUUUGUACAGAAUGCUUUCUUUCAUGUUGCCUUGUGCCUUAUUUAACACACACAUGUAAAAGUUUAAUAUUUCAUAGUUCUAUGUAAAUGGAGUGACAACUAACUGUACGUGCUUAACAUUCCUGUCCCUUUAAUAAAGUCAGCUCAAUUCUGACAUGC
This is a messenger RNA of Sinocyclocheilus rhinocerous, 2013 nucleotides long. RefSeq names its product bone morphogenetic protein receptor type-1B-like. Gene Ontology annotation, molecular function: ATP binding; transmembrane receptor protein serine/threonine kinase activity. Gene Ontology annotation, cellular component: signaling receptor complex; plasma membrane. The coding region runs from base 57 to 1478 and encodes 473 amino acids. Lineage: Eukaryota; Metazoa; Chordata; Actinopteri; Cypriniformes; Cyprinidae. The record is from RefSeq and is a predicted model, not a curated record. The transcript is spliced from 10 exons. Gene Ontology annotation, biological process: protein phosphorylation; cell surface receptor protein serine/threonine kinase signaling pathway; cellular response to growth factor stimulus.